Molecule: messenger RNA, 1536 nt
Organism: Brassicogethes aeneus
Lineage: Eukaryota; Metazoa; Arthropoda; Insecta; Coleoptera; Nitidulidae
Source: the annotation of a GenBank genome assembly
CUGGGAUGACAUUCAAAAAUGGCAUCCCGCGAAGAAUGGUGCGCUGACAAAAUAACAAAGCUCUUAAACGAAGAAUUGCGUAUUACAACUUUGAAUGAAAUUAAAGACCAUUUCACAUCUGUUCCUCAAGAUGAGGCAGCAAGAACAGCCAAUAUCCUUCAGCUACCUUUGGUGUUUGAUUGCCUGAACAAUUCCAACACGGAACAAGUCGAUUUGGCUUGCGAGGUUCUUUCGCUAUGUAUGAACAACCUAAAUUUAGGUGAGAGCACAAGCAAAUAUGGAGUUUCCCUUGAAAGAGCUCUAACUCACCCUUACGCCUCUGUAAAAUUAAUGUCUUUGACUGAAAUUGAAAGAAGUCUGACUGCAGAGCAAGUUAUUAAUGAGCUUUGCCACAGAAAAACACUGGUAAUAAAUAUUGUAAGAUGUUUAGAAGGUGAUGACCUGGCAGUUGUAAAAAAAUCAUCUACUAUAUUAACCAAGAUAGCCACCACAGAAAUGGGUAUUAAUUUACUUGUAUCCAGUGAUAUUUUGGUUGUUAUCUAUGAAGUUAUGACUGCAUCUGAAGUUAUUCGCUUGAGAGUUUAUGAGUUGGUUGUCAGCAUUUCCAAAGAAUCAGAGGAAAAUUUUAUAAUUUUACAAUCAACAGGCCUUGUAAACCAAAUUCUUGAAGAACUGGACAACAAUGAUAUUCUAUUAAAAAUGAAUAUUCUUGAACUGUUAACUCAGUUGGGCACAAGCAGGCAUGGAUAUACUUAUUUGGAAUCAAAUGGAAUAUUAAAUAAAAUGUUUCUUUUGUUUGAUGAAAAUCAAGAUCCUGUGGCUGUUCAGCUCUGCGAACCAGGAGUUUUAAAGUUUUUUGGUCAUAUUGCUCAUUGGAGACCUAUAGAAGUUCUUUCCAAGUAUCCCAAGUUUUUUGACAGACUUUUUUCAAAUUUGGAAACUGGUAAUUUAACUAUUGUUUCGGUUUCAUUAGAUACUUUAGGGCAUAUUGCUGAACUGAAUGAAGGUAAAAUUGCUUUGGACUCGACUGGAAAUAAGAUGAAAUAUGCUGUUAAAGUAAUAAUUAAACUGUUACCAUCCUUGCCAAAUGAUGUAAGAAUCACAGCCCUUAAUUGUCUAGAAAAAUUGGUAAAAAUUGGAGAAUAUAGAAAUGAAAUUUCUAGUAUUUCUCGCAAGUGGUAUAAUUUAUUUGGUGACAUACCAAUGGAUUUAAUUGUUAAGUAUUCUAAAAACCCAUUUCCUGAAACCAGAGUUGCUGGUCUAAGUAUUUUAAGGGCUGUAUGUGGUCAUUACUGGGGACAUGAAGAUAUUAGAAACACACCUGGCCUUAUUGAAUUUUUAUUGGACAGGUUAGUGGAAUCAGUCAAAGAAUGCAAGGAGGUGAAGUUUGAAAUAAUAAAGAUAUUAUCCACAAGUGAAGUUUUUGAUCAAUCUAUACGUACUAGGCUUCAGACUUAUGUAAAAGAGGGUCCAUUUUACGUUUACACUGUUACUGAAGUGGCUGUUGAAGGCAAUGACUGAUUUUGAUAUUUAUAU